Messenger RNA from Sodiomyces alkalinus F11, 718 nucleotides. RefSeq names its product 60S ribosomal protein L27a. Gene Ontology annotation, cellular component: cytosolic large ribosomal subunit; ribosome. The record is from RefSeq and is a predicted model, not a curated record. Gene Ontology annotation, biological process: translation. Gene Ontology annotation, molecular function: structural constituent of ribosome. The transcript has 5 exons. Lineage: Eukaryota; Fungi; Ascomycota; Sordariomycetes; Glomerellales; Plectosphaerellaceae. Bases 85 to 534 code for a protein of 149 amino acids.
AUUUCUCUGCCCGACUCCCAAAAACACCAUCGAGACGACCUCGUCACUCACCACAGCAGUGCGACUCACCACACCACCGUCGCCAUGCCUACCCGCCUCUCGAAGACCCGCAAGCAUCGCGGCCAUGUGUCCGCCGGUAAUGGCCGUGUCGGCAAGCACCGCAAGCACCCCGGUGGUCGUGGUAUGGCCGGUGGUCAGCACCACCACCGCACCAACCUCGACAAGUACCAUCCUGGUUACUUCGGUAAGGUCGGCAUGCGGUACUUCCACAAGCAGCCAAACCACUUCUGGAAGCCCGUGGUGAACCUGGACAAGCUCUGGACCCUCGUCCCCGCUGAGGAGCGCGAGGCCUACAUCUCCGGCGAGAAGAAGGACACCGUUCCCGUCAUCGACCUCCUCCCCCUCGGCUACUCCAAGCUUCUCGGAAAGGGCCGCCUCCCUGAAAUUCCUAUCGUCGUCAAGGCCCGGUGGGUCAGCAAGUUGGCAGAGAAGAAGAUCACCGAGGCCGGUGGCGUUGUUCAACUGGUGGCGUAAAGGGGGGAUAGAACGAAGGAAAGGAAAAUGGGAAGCAUGGGGAAGAUUAAACCCGGCACCGGGGCGAUGAUGUGAAUGCAACGACGAGCAUGCCGCGUUUCUGUUUACCGCGGCGGGGGGGCGGACCGCCUUUAUUUGUCACUUCAAGCCGGUUGGGACAGGACAGGGAAACGGGCCAAAUGGG